UUCCGCACUGUCGGAAUCCAGAAAAUUAAGGGUCGCUUCCGGACACGGUAGACUCCUCCUCACCACUGUCUGAGAUGCACAUUAUGGAGUUCAAUGAAAAAAAAUACGAUUUUAACGGCCUGACAGUUAAUAACACAUAAUUUCUUAUUAAUUUAGUUGGAAAUUAUGACUAUUUUAAAUUCAAUUCAAAAAUGUAUUUGACGGUGAAGAAUAUUUAUGCCAUCAUGUGCAACGCUGCCCAAUGAAGACACUGUUCUGGUUCGAAUUGGUAGCCAGUAAACGCGAUAUUGUAGCUAUUUUACUGAAUUAGCAACAUUCCAUUGAUAUUUGGUUGCUCAUCGUCACUAGCUUAUACAUAACCAUUCCCAGGUAGGCCUACAGUAGGGGAGGCUGUGUUCAUUGCUCUCAGCUGACUAACAUUUUCACAACCCUACGCAGGAAAUUUGAGUUGGGAAUUCUUGCUAUUUUGCAUGACAUCAUCAUGCAAAUACAGCUUCCAGGUUGUAGGUGAAAUGCAGGCGAAGGUAUGCGCCAGGAGGACCUCUCUCAUCACUGAGAAUGGGCAGGCUUGUGGGGCAUCUGCGGACUCCCAGCUCCCAUUUAGGUGCCCUCGGUGUGGGGAGCGUGAGAGGUUCAAUAGCCUGGCCUCCUUGAGAGACCACCUGGAAUACAGCCACAGCUACUACCACACCAUGCACGAGCUGAGCCUCCCGACCCGCAGGGGGCACUCUCACCCAGAGAGAGUCCUGCAUGUGCGCUCCCUGAGUGACACACGAGAGGUCACUAGCUGCAUAGAGAGGUGUCGUACGCAUAGUGUGGGGACGCAGGCAGCGGAUGAGAUACAAACUGAAGAAGAGGCCCGUAAAGAUGAUUUAAAAUUCCACAAGUCCAGCCCUGGGACAGAUCAUAUCCCAUUUCCAUUUGACAACCCUCCAGACCCAGGCAGCAAGCCUGAGGCGGUGUCCCCAGAGUGGAGUGUCUGUGCUGGGGAGGUGUCGGUCAGGCGCAGGCUUGCCAAGGUCCUGCUGGCAGCGGACAGCACCAUGCAGAGGAGGCUGCACAGGGUCAGCACGGAGCUGGCCCAGACGGACACAGAGCUGCUGUGUGAGCGUGCCCACUCCCAGCACCUGGCCCAGGAGAGGCAGGAGGUUCAGGAGCGGGAGAGGGCGCUGAGCCACCAGGUGGACAUGGCCGUGAUGGUGAUCGCCACACUAAAGGAGCAGCUGAACGAGUCAGAGUACGAGCUGGAGAGGAGAGAACAAGAAGUCAUCACCAUUCAGAAUUUUCUGGAGGCUGCAGCCCAGCAUGAGAUAUGUGGUAAAGUUCGGAUCCAACGUUUCAUUGAGAACCUGCUCAAACGCAUCGCCCUGGCUGAGAGGCUACUGGAGUACUAUCAGAGCUCACCCAGUCCACCAACCUACACCGAUUACAUGCACCAGACAGCUGAAAAUGGACCUCAAAGAAUAACCAAAAGCAGGUCAGCAGGUUAUCAGCUGUCACAGUCCUGUCCCCAGGAGGGUAGAACACACCCCUCCCAGUUAGGACGGGCGUUCCCCAAAGGCCCUAGUGAGAGAGUGGGUAACUCUGGCUACUUCAGACCUGACCGCAGGGAUGAAGCCUGGACCCAGCGCCGCAGGUCAGCUGGAUUUGAGGACUAGGUAACCUGUCCAGGGCCCGACAAAUGAAUGUAUAUAUGAUAAGUAUUUACUGAAUGUAUAGAUAAUACUGAGCGGGGGAUGCUUUAUGGCCAUGUGUACGCUAGUUUUUGCUCCAUUCUGUUCUAGAGGUAGCUACUGUCCUAGUUUCAAUUUUGGAAGUACUGUAGUAACUUGAUGGAUAGGUAUUUCUGAUCCUCAUUGGUGUUUUAAAUAGUAUUAAAUCAUAUUAUUGAUAGGUGUAGAUCUAAUAAAAUACAGAAUUGUAUACAAAAAAAACUAGAUGGUGGAAUUGUUAAAUGCCCACUCCAGUAGAAAUCCACUUUUGAGGUGAAAGCUGGCCAGAGCUUACCCAAGAUGUUGCACAACAAGUUAAGUCAAUAAGUCGUCAUAUUAGUCAAAGUACGAUAUAUUUAGGCUUUAAGUGACACAUCCAAACUUCCCACUUCUUGCAAAUCAUUGUGAAUGUGGUAUCUCUUCCUGUGAUAUGACAUAAAAAUUAUUUUCAGCCUAUGUUUCAGGGCUGGGUUUUAUUUGAAUGUUACCACCCACUAGCAUGGCAUUGUUUAGAGCUUUGGCCAGAAUCAAAAGGUCGCUGGUUCGAAUACCCGAGCCGGCCAGGUGAAAAACCUGUCUGUGCCCUUGAACAAGGCACUUAACCCUAAUUUGCUCCAGGAGCACCGUACUACUAUGACUGACCCUGUAAAACAACACAUUUCACUGCACCUAUCUGGUGUAUGUGACAAUAAAAACAUUUAUUUUAUUUUUAUUAAUCAGAAACAGCUGCAAAGUUAUUCCUCUUUGUGACUGAGAUGAGCAAAACAGUAUUGUGUCCAAUUGGCUGGCUGAGCCAUUGAGCAAAUUUAAAUAGGGGUACAAACAUUUUUACACCUCCACUUUUUUUUUAACCAGAAAACUAUCAUAAUCCAUUGGAUAAUUCGUACAUUUUCACUUUUUAAAAAAUAUUUAUUUUAGCUAGGCUGUAUUUAAAAUCGGACCAUUUUAUAAAUGGUAUAAUUGCGUGAUAUAAUAGCAUAGUAAACCACAAUUACUAUCCAGAUAAUGAAAAGGCACCCGCAAAAUAAAAUUAAAGGAAUUUAUAGUUUCCUGUCAUUUGCGGUGUGCAUGAGCAAAGUCAUUGUAGCCUAUCACUUCACUUUAUGAGCAUGGGCUGACAUGGCUUUGCUGUACUGAAGCCUGCUAGCAGCCUAAAGUUCCUACUAAAGGUUGGACCGUGUCUAUUACAAUCUUUCCAUAUUUAUACAUAUUAGCAGAGCUUCGUCUUAUUCUUUCUAACUAUUUCUAUCGCGGAUUCGCGGAUGUAAUUUAUGGAAGGUGCCAAAACUUUGGAGAUAACAAUAGAUGGUGAAGUCAAAAAUAGGCUAGUGGUUUCCGUCUGUGGCGAAGUUUUCCAUAAAUCAUUGCUUAUGACAAAUCCAAGUCCAGAACCAGCCAUAGAGCCAGCUGUGGCGGCAACUUCCUUUGGGGGAGGGGGGGGUCCUUUAAACUCAAGGUCAAAUGCAGACAUUUUUUUAUCUCAAUAUCAAAUCAUCUAUCAGUAGCAAUUAAGUACGUCAAUGUGACUGUUUUCAAUUAAAAUGGUAAAAAAAACUAACAAAUUGCUUCUGAGCAAAAAGCCAUUUUAUAAGUAAGACUUUUGCUAAAACUGUCUGGUCUGAGUGAAGGACCUAAUGGGAGAAGCCGAAUGAAAGGGAUAUGUAACCUGAAAACUAGAUGUUAUUGGCAGAGAGGUUUGAAACUCUUUGUUAUCGGUCUAUUAACUUAUACCGCCUGGUAGGCCAAACUCCACCCAUGCAAAACGAGCUUAAUGUUCAUGCAACCUUUUCAAACAGCUCUUUCAUAAUUUUCACAGUAUUAUUCCAACCUUGUAGUGUGUGUGAAACAUAUACUACCUUCCUCUGGG
Molecule: messenger RNA, 3579 nt
Organism: Oncorhynchus keta (chum salmon)
Lineage: Eukaryota; Metazoa; Chordata; Actinopteri; Salmoniformes; Salmonidae
Product: protein ZNF365-like
Exons: 5
Coding region: 471-1658 (395 amino acids)
Biological process (GO): regulation of double-strand break repair via homologous recombination; telomere maintenance; regulation of DNA strand resection involved in replication fork processing
Cellular component (GO): centriolar satellite
Source: RefSeq, a predicted model, not a curated record